AUGUCUGAUAUUGGGACCUACUACAACAUUAUCGUGUUCAGCCUCUCGACGGGCUAUGUACUCAUCACCGGGUUGGGGUACGUGUGUUACUUCAGAAUGCGGGCCCUGGAGGACCGGGUGGGCGAGCUGCACGACGGCGAGUGGAAGCUGCACGCUCGUCUACGAGAGUACAGAGAGUCCAUCGCGCAUGACGAGGAGCGGCUGCAGGAGCUCGAGGAGCAGGUGGAGGUAUUAAAGCAACGGCUGGCCGAGAUGAAGGCGACCGAGUGCCCGAUCCGGGUGGCCGAGGUUGAUGAACAAAUGUUGCUGGACAUCCACUCAGAAAUGGAGGAACGGAGCGACUGA
Messenger RNA from Aspergillus japonicus CBS 114.51, 345 nucleotides. RefSeq lists its product as uncharacterized. The transcript has a single exon. The coding region runs from base 1 to 345 and encodes 114 amino acids. NCBI's taxonomy places the organism in Eukaryota, Fungi, Ascomycota, Eurotiomycetes, Eurotiales, Aspergillaceae. The record is from RefSeq and is a predicted model, not a curated record.